AUGUCUAAUACUAAUUUUCUGAAAAAUCUUGUGAACACUAGACCAGUAAUAACGUUAUAUUCAACUUUAACAGUUCCUCCAACUGAAACAUCACCAGCACUUCCUACAACUUACUCAACACCCACAACUCAACCACAGGAUGAAACUGCUAAAGUUGGAAUUAUUUGCGCAGCUGUAUUUGGAGUGUUUAUUCUUAUUACCAUAUCAGUGUUUACUGUUAGAUGCAUACGACGUCAGCGACGGCAUGAUCUUGGAUAUGGAAUGAGCAGCGCAAAAGUAGAGGCAAGUGGACUUCCAGAAGAUGAUAAUCCUACAGGUCAUGGAGAUCCACGAAGGAAGUCAAGGGCAGGACAAAAUUCCAACUUAAUUAAUGAUAAGGCAAUGGGUAGUGGUUUCGGACAGGCAUAUAACCAAAUGCAGCCACCACCAAUAUAUCCAAGUCCAAUAUAUCCGAAUCCAAUAUAUCCGAGUCCAAUAUAUCCAGGUCCAAUACAUCCAGGUCCAAUACAUCCGAGUCAAAUAUAUAAUCCAAUGCAACCACAAUAUAAUGAACCAUAUAAUGAAGAUAAUAAUAUAUUGAGAAUUGCAAGUGAUGAAGGUGGUCGAACAGAUGGAUCAAAAAAUUAUGGACCAUCUGAAGAGGACGUAUUAAGAGUGCCUAGUGAAAGGGAAAGUAUGAAUGAAGCAAUGCGAUUGGCUCAAGAAGCAUCAAAAAUGAAAUCAAAAGAAGAAAAUUCGAGAGGGUCACAGCAAGUUGUGACGUUUCCCGGAAAUACAGAAAUUAAUACCAAUCUUAAGGAUAUCACAUAA
Cetraspora pellucida is the source of this 810-nucleotide messenger RNA. The record is from the annotation of a GenBank genome assembly. Lineage: Eukaryota; Fungi; Glomeromycota; Glomeromycetes; Diversisporales; Gigasporaceae.